AUGGAAAACUAAUCUGAAGUAUAUGAUUCUAACAAAUCAUAAUCAAAUCAUAAGUAAUAAUAUUCAAAGGGAUCUGUAUUAUAUCCUCAAAGUUUUCACUCAUAAAAAUAAAGCAAUUAAACAGCAUAAUCAAAAGCUUUUAAUAAUUCAUAACUUUAAAGAAUAAGUUCCUCUUAGAAUAAAAAUGAACUUUUAAUAUAAAACAAUAAAUAGGAGGAUCGUAAUAAAUUUAAUGAUUUAAGUAAAAGUUAAAAUCAAUAGGAUGCCAUUAAUCAAAUAGAGAAUUAGGAUGAAUAAUCAAAUUUAUAAGAGUAAGGUAUUGAAGCAGAGUAAACGUUUCUAUAAAAUUAAUCUAAAAUGUUGGAAAAUGUUGAAGAUUAAGAUUUAUAAGAUCUACCAGAUAAAAAUUAAACAAAAAGAUUUGAUGAUUAAAGUAAUAAUUAGACCUAAAUUGCUAAAGAUGAAAAUCAAUCAAAUAUAGUCAUAAAAUACAUGCCAACUGAAAUAACUGAUGCUUAAAGCAAUGAUAAAAUGUUAAAGACUUAGGAAGUAGUGGAAAAAUUCAAAUAAGUUCUCAAAUCUCCAAAAACUAGAUCACCAUAACCAUCAUCUGAUGAUCCUUAAUAAUUAAAUAAACCAAUUAUAAAACCUUUAUAACUAUUUUAAUAAGACAAUGAAAGAAGUUAUGAGAAAAAUGUUGAUACGAAUUUAAAAGAAAUUUAUAGAUUUUACUCGAAAUAAGCCUAAACUUCUAAUAAACAAACUACUUUUGAUUAACUUCAUUAAAUUUAAUAAGUAAUGACAUUACAAAAAUUUAUGUAUUUUUGUAAAGAUUUCGAAUUAAUAGAUUUGGAAAUAAAUAAUGAUUUUGUCUAUCAAUAUACUGGUUCAACUGCAACUAAACCUAUAAAUAAAAUAAAAUAUAAACAUAAAGAAAAAGAGAAUUUUAUUGUUACAAAAUUAAUAUUAGUAGAGAUUUUUAAAAAGUGUUCAAAUAUAUAAGAAUUAACUUUUUAAGAAUUUUUAAUUGCUUUAAUAAAAGUUGGUGAUUUAAUAUUUCCAGUAGAUAAUUCUUUAAAAGCAAUAUAUGAUUAUUUAGGAGUUCAUGAUCCUAAAAUUUAUCGUAAGAAAAUGGUUGUUGUUGGUAAACCAUUUAACACUAAAGAUCAAGGUGAAAUUUUAACUUAAGAAAAGUUAUAUUCUCGUAGAUUGAUUCUUCAAACUAAACCAAAACUAAGAUCUGAUAGUUAUAAAUAUGAACCACCAGUUGCUAAUAUUAAUAAUAUAUCAAUAUAAGAAAAGCCAAAAAAUUUAGCUAAAAAUUAAUAAAAAUAGAAAGAGAAAUCUAAUAAUUUAAUAAAAUGGGAGGAUUUAGGAAAUGUUACAAAAGAAUUUGAUCCAAAAGAAUUAUUGCUUGAAUAAGAUUUAUCAGAUAAAGAAGAUGAGUAUUAUUUAUAAGAAUAUUUAAUAAAAAAAGAUGAAUCUUUGUUCAAAGGAUAAAAAAAAAAGUAAUAAAAUAAUAAUAUACAAUAUUUAGAAUAAUAAAACUAACAAGAAGAUAAAUCAUUAAAAUAAAAUUAGAAUAAUAUUACUCUAUAAGAAUAUUCAUAAUUUGUGCCUAGUUAAUAAUAGUUAUACAAAUAAUUAAAAAAUUAAUAAUAAACUUAAUAAUUGUAGCCUAUAACAUAAAUUGAUUAAUCUCCUAUUAUAAAUCUCAAUUAAUUUAGGAAUUAAACUCCAUUAUUAUUAUCUAAAUAAAAAAAUUUGGUUAGUGAUAGAUAAUCAAUUGAAUCUCAAUCUUAAUCAUAAAAAGCAUAAUAAAAUAAAGGCUAUAAAUAAUCAACAAAAGCUGUUUUAAAUACAUCUGUUGAACAUAGUUCUCCAACUACAAUAAGAAAAGAAAAUGAUGUAUUAAAUGCUAUAAAAAGAAUCCAAGCUGAGAAAAAGUAAAGGGAAUAACAAAUUUUUGUUGCUUUUAUUAAAAACUAAGAAGAGAGAGAGAGAAAAGUAAAUAAAAAAUGA
This is a messenger RNA of Paramecium sonneborni, 2022 nucleotides long. The record is from the annotation of a GenBank genome assembly. Lineage: Eukaryota; Ciliophora; Oligohymenophorea; Peniculida; Parameciidae.